Messenger RNA from Corylus avellana, 1629 nucleotides. It is a transcript of the gene GH9B6, whose product is annotated as glycosyl hydrolase 9B6. The record is from RefSeq and is a predicted model, not a curated record. Gene Ontology annotation, biological process: carbohydrate metabolic process. Lineage: Eukaryota; Viridiplantae; Streptophyta; Magnoliopsida; Fagales; Betulaceae. Gene Ontology annotation, molecular function: hydrolase activity, hydrolyzing O-glycosyl compounds.
AAUGGCGCGCAAUGCUCUCUCUUUCCCGGCGAGUGUUGCCGCACUUCGCGUCCUUACCCUCCUCCUCGUCUUCCUCCCUCUCCGUCCACUCGCCGCCCGCCACGACUACUACAAUGCGCUUAGGAAAAGCAUCCUCUUCUUCGAAGGCCAACGAUCGGGGAGGCUCCCCCCAGAUCAACGUGUUCGAUGGCGCAAAGACUCAGCCUUGCACGACGGAGCCACCGCCGGGGUUGACUUAACGGGUGGGUACUACGACGCCGGAGACAAUGUGAAGUUCGGGUUCCCAAUGGCCUUUACGACGACGUUGCUGUCGUGGAGCGUCAUAGAUUUUGGGAGGAACAUGGGGCCGGAGCUGAGGAACGCCGUCAGGGCCGUCAAAUGGGGGACGGAUUACCUCUUGAAGGCAACGGCGGUGCCUGACGUCGUUUACGUCCAGGUGGGUGACGCGUACUCCGAUCACAACUGCUGGGAGCGGCCAGAAGACAUGGAUACGCUUCGAACGGUGUAUAAGGUGGAUAGGGCCCACCCUGGAUCUGACGUGGCUGGCGAAACAGCUGCUGCCUUGGCCGCUGCGUCCAUUGUAUUCAGGUCACGUGACCCGGCUUACUCUAGAUUGCUUCUCAGUCGUGCCAUCAGGGUGUUCGAGUUCGCUGACAAGUACCGGGGAGCGUACAGCUCGAGCUUGCACCCUGCGGUGUGCCCUUUUUACUGCGACGUUAACGGUUACCAGGACGAGUUGCUUUGGGCAGCGGCGUGGUUACACAAGGCGUCAAGGAUGCGCGAGUACAGAGAGUACAUAGCUAGGAACGAGGUGAUAUUAAGAGCCGGAGACACCAUCAAUGAGUUCGGUUGGGAUAACAAGCAUGCUGGGAUUAAUGUGCUAAUUUCCAAGGAAGUGUUGAGGGGAAGGGCAGAAUAUUUCGAGUCCUUCCUGCAGAAUGCAGAUGGGUUUAUCUGUUCUUUAUUGCCUGGAAUUUCUCAUCCUCAAGUCCAAUAUUCUCCAGGUGGGCUGAUCUAUAAGGCUGGAGGGAGUAACAUGCAGCAUGUAACGUCUCUGUCUUUCCUGCUUCUAGCCUAUUCUAAUUAUCUAAGCCACGCCAAUAAGGCUGUGCCAUGUGGCGAGACAUCAGCCACCCCUGCUCUGCUAAAACGACUUGCCAAACGUCAGGUGGACUACAUUCUUGGGGAUAAUCCAAUGGGAAUGUCGUACAUGGUCGGAUAUGGAUCACGAUACCCACGGAGGAUACACCAUCGGGGCAGCUCACUGCCAUCAGUGGAGGCCCACCCGGCCCGCAUUGCUUGCAAAGCAGGGUCUCGGUACUACCAAACUCCAAAUCCGAACCCCAAUCUACUGGUUGGGGCCGUAGUGGGUGGGCCCAAUAUCUCAGAUGCCUUCCCUGACUCCAGGCCGAUCUUUCAGCAAUCCGAGCCCACAACGUACAUCAACGCGCCGCUGGUGGGCCUGCUCGCCUUCUUUUCCGCCCAUCCUUGAUUUCCACCCAAGCAAGCAAGGAAAGUGACAAAUUUAAGUGGUGCGCAAAAGGUCACCCUACCCUUUAUUAUUGUGAUUUGUGAAAGAUUCUAACGCUACCCAAUCAUCAAUCACCAAAGAAAUAUCUUGCAUUUGUA